Closterium sp. NIES-65 is the source of this 1872-nucleotide messenger RNA. The record is from the annotation of a GenBank genome assembly. NCBI's taxonomy places the organism in Eukaryota, Viridiplantae, Streptophyta, Zygnematophyceae, Desmidiales, Closteriaceae.
AUGGGGGGGCACAGAGCAGCUCGGGCCAAGGAGCGGUACCCCUGGGCGCGCUACCGCUGGCUGGACUCCCUCCUGGGCCUGCCCUCCCGGCGCCAGCGCCUCUUCCUCGCGCACCGCCUGGCCACGAGCCCGCUGUGCAACGCGCUGGGGGGGGGGGUGUUCCUGGGCACGCCCUUCUACGUCAAGACCUGGCAGCGCCACGGCGUGCUGCUGCUGCUGGUUACCACCGCCGUGUCUGUGGGGGUGACGUUCGUGGUGAUGUGGGGCUAUGUGCUGCUGUGGCGCCUGCUGGUGCUGGCCAUGGCAGGCGAGCUUUCAAGCUCUGGCGCAGCACUGCAUUCUGUAGCACUGCUGUCUCGCCUGCUGGCGCCGUUGAUAAUCUCGGUGGUGCGAAAAGCGGUAGUGACGGUGAGCUUCGGGCUGUCUCCCAAGGAGCUGAGCUUCGCCAGUGUGUUUGUGGACGAGUGCCUGCACCUGGACGAGUGGUCGCCAUCACACCACGUGCAGCACUGGAACGUGCAGGUGCGCUCACAUCACAUGCAGGUGCGCUCACAUCACAUGCAGGUGCGCUCACAUCACAUGCAGGUGCGCUCACAUCACAUGCAGGUGCGCUCACAUCACAUGCAGGUGCGCUCACAUCACAUGCAGGUGCGCUCACAUCACAUGCAGGUGCGCUCACAUCACAUGCAGGUGCGCUCACAUCACAUGCAGAAACUACUGGCGCUGGCCAAGACGCGAUCGUUGCGGGGGGAGGUGAUGGCGGGGUAUGAGGAUGACACGCGUGACAUGGGGAAGGCUGUACUCAGGGAGGGGCUACUUGAAGAGCGGGUGCCUCAAGGGGGCGUAACUGGGAAAGAGAUAGCUGAUGAGGGGUCGAGUGGGGAGGGUAAGGCGGAGGAGAGAAAGGAGCAGGAGGAGGUUGGAGAGAGGGAGGUGAGGGUGACGAGGCAAGGGGAAGGUGAUGGAAGAGUGGGUGUUGAGGGUGCAGGGAGUGCAGGGAUAGACGCAAUACAGACAAGUGUGUCAAGCCCACAGCAGGGCAGCUGCAUGCAUACAGCUGAGCGAACGGGGCUCUCUGGUACCCACUUGGGGUUGGGGGAGGCCGUGGAGCCAUUCAGAGCCGCCCAACAACAAAUGGUGGCAGCAGCAGGAGAGAAGGGAGGGAAGGGCAGAGCACCAGGAAGCGUGAGGCCGAGCUUAAGCCUCAUGCAGCAGGCUCUGCGACAGGGGGGGGAGAGAGGGGAGGGCGAUGAGGAAAUGGGUGAAGAAGGGGGUGAAAGCAAGGAAGGGCGAGCGGGGGGAGGGGGCAGCGCUGCAGAGGGAGUUGGACGUGUAGCACGGAAGGGGGGAGUGGGUGAGGCUUUUGUUGAGGGUGCACGUGAAGAGAUGAAAGGAAAGCUGGUGAGGCCGAGGCACGAGGGGCAGCUGAAGGCGACAGGAGUGCAGCACGGCAGCGGCAGGCAGCAGCGAGUGCGUGCGAGAGGCAGCAGGGAGGAGGCAGCACGGGUGGCGUAUGAAUUCCUGUGGAACGACGGCGCGCUGGAGGCAGCAGCGAGUGAGUGCGAGACGUACAAGCUGCUGCGCUCGCAGCUGCAGGCCAUCACCCACAACCCGCGCCUCUCCGACCAGGAGUGCGUGCGCCAGGUGAAGCAGCUGUGUGUGAUGAUAGAGGAGCGGUUCAGCGAGCUGACUGGCCAAUUUGACCUCAACCACGGGGCUUACUUUCGAGAUCCCCGCAUUAUCAGGGCUAUGGUGCACUUCCUGGGACACAGGGAGCUCCCUGAUUGGUCCAGGGAGAUCGACACUGAUGUGUUGAGGGCUGAACAAAGGAUCAGGUUUGGGAGACUUGGGCACAGGGGUGCAGGUGGAUAG